GGAUCACCAGUUCAAGUAGCACUCGACCAAGGACAAUGCUCCGUGCUCUGCUUCUCCUGCUCACCACAGCCGCCCUGCUGUCCGGCCAUGCAGCCGCCGGCACGGGCAGCGGCGACAAGCCGACCCCGCCGUGCUGGCCUGCCGACCGUGCCGCGCUGCUGGGCUUCAAGGCCGGCAUCGCCGUGGACACGACGGGCAUCCUGUCAACGUGGGCCGGCGACGACUGCUGCGGCGGCGGGUGGGAGGGCGUGGCCUGCGACGCCGCCACCGGGAGGGUCGUGUCGCUGCGCCUGGAGUCGCAGCCGGGUCGGCACAUGUCCGGCACCGUCUCCCCCUCCAUCGGCGGCCUCGAGUUCCUGGAGGCCCUGGUGAUCCGCGACAUGGGGCGGAUCGGGGGCGCCGUCCAGAGCACCCUCUCGCGGCUCACGCGCCUCCAGCAGCUCUACCUCGAGGGCAACGCGCUCGCCGGCGGGGUACCCGGGAAGGUGCUGUCCAGGAUGAGCUCCCUCCGCUACCUCUCGCUCGCCGGCAACCGGCUGGAGGGCCCGCUGCCGCCGGAGCUCGGGGACGUUCGCGGUCUCGAGCAGAUCAACCUCGCCGGGAACCGCCUCACCGGCGCGGUCCCGUCGAGCUACCGGAACCUGUCCAGCUUGGCGUACCUCGAUCUCAGCAGCAACCGCUUGUCCGGCAUCGUCCCGGAGUUUGUAGGGCGGCGGUUCAAGAGCCUGGCGCUGCUGGACUUGAGCAACAACAGCUUCUCCGGCGAGAUGCCGGCGUCGUUAUACGCCUUGCGGCACCUUGCCGACCUGUCGCUGAGCCACAACAAGAUCGCCGGCAGGAUUCCACCGCAGGUCGGCAGCCUCCGGUCACUGAGUUCUCUCUCCCUCAACGACAACCUGUUCCUAGGCCCCAUUCCGAAAUCAUUGUUCGGCCUGCAGAAGCUGUGGCGCCUCGACCUGUCCAAGAACAAGCUAACCGGCGCUCUGCCUGACUUCGCCGGCGGCGGGAGCCUGAAGUGGCUCGACGUGUCGAAGAACGCCAUCGGCGGCCAGAUACCGAGCUCGAUCUCGAAGCUCCAGGGCCUAGAGAGGCUGGACGUCUCCCGGAACAGAGUCGGCGGCGUCAUCCCUGCAACCAUGGCGGCCAUGGCGAGCUUGGAGUGGCUGGACCUCUCCAGCAACGCCAUCGUCGGGAGGAUACCGGAGAACUUCACUAGGAUGGCGGGCGUCCGGCACGCGAGCUUCAGAGGGAACAAGCUGUGCGGGCAGAUACCGCAGGCCGCGCCGUUCAACCGGUUCCCCGCGGCGGCGUACGCGCACAACCUGUGCCUGUGCGGCAAGCCGCUGCCGCCGUGCAGGAAGAUAAGCUAGUGUCAUGCCGUGCUUGGUGUGUCAAAAAUGCAUCGGGGGAAAAUAUAAUCCAAUAAGAGAAUGAAAAUGUGGUGCAAUACCUAUCAUCCAUACUGUAGUUCAUUGUUUUUGAGAUAGCUCACCAUCCAUACUGAAUGGUAUCCAUACUGUAGUUCAUUACUCACUUCGUUUCUAAAUACUUCCUCC
This is a messenger RNA of Hordeum vulgare subsp. vulgare (domesticated barley), 1556 nucleotides long. Its product is annotated as LRR receptor-like serine/threonine-protein kinase FLS2. The transcript has a single exon. The record is from RefSeq and is a predicted model, not a curated record. The coding region runs from base 36 to 1370 and encodes 444 amino acids. Lineage: Eukaryota; Viridiplantae; Streptophyta; Magnoliopsida; Poales; Poaceae. Gene Ontology annotation, molecular function: protein binding.